This is a messenger RNA of Pogonomyrmex barbatus (red harvester ant), 541 nucleotides long. RefSeq lists its product as uncharacterized. Gene Ontology annotation, biological process: mitochondrial electron transport, cytochrome c to oxygen. Gene Ontology annotation, cellular component: respiratory chain complex IV. The record is from RefSeq and is a predicted model, not a curated record. NCBI's taxonomy places the organism in Eukaryota, Metazoa, Arthropoda, Insecta, Hymenoptera, Formicidae.
AACUUAUAGUGAUCGCACAGUGAUCGUACAUGAGAGUUGUCACCUGGUGAUCGUCGUUAGUUGCGCAACAGCAAAGAAAAUGCCGUUUUAUCAAUUCAAUUCGUUCACUGGCAGGCUGAAGCCGUCUACUAAUUUUCAGCCACUCUAUCCCAUCUCUCCUCUUCCUUUACAGAAAGCAGAGCCAGUAAUAAUUUAUGAUUCCGCCAAGACAAAACCAAUGACAUCCAAGAAUUACUGCACGGACAAACCAAAAACCCUUGAUCCAAAAAUGUGGGCAAAGUAUAAACACUUCCAGGCAGCACUGGACAAACCAGUAUACCUGGCAGGCGGCAAGAAGGAUAAGCUACUAUUUGGAUUCACAGUUGCCUACCUUGCUGUUUGUUCGGCACAAUCACUCGUGUUUAUUUUAAAAGAUUGCUUAAAUAUUAUCUAAAAUAGAAUAAGUGGAUAUUAUGUAGAUAAUUAUAUAGGCUCAUCUGCAAUUCUGUAUUAACAUUACAACUGUUAAUACUGGAAAAUAAAAAGUAAUUGAAUUAAAAAA